AUGAGCGCAUCCUUCAACGCAAAGGAGCAGCAGACAUCGGUGCCCGAUACGGGCGACGCACCGGCAUCGGGCAUCAACGCCAACACGGUCGUGCUGGGCCUCUUGGUCCUCGCCGUCAUCUACUUCCUCAUGCCGGGGGGUAAGAAGAACAAGGUGCCGUCGGGCCUCAAUGCCGGGCAGGGACAGCGUGGCGCUGCUCCCAAAGCUGCGGCCGAGGACGACGACGAGGAUUCAUGGACGGCCAAGCUCAAGAGCCAGGAUAAGAAAGCCGCCGUCUUCUUCGGGUCGCAGACGGGCACAGCGCAGGAGUACGCACUCAAGUGGGCCAAGGAGGCUCGGUCCAAGUUUGGCGUGUCGUCGCUUGUGCUCGACCCCGAACAAGUCGAGUUCAACAACCUCGACCGUGUGCCGAACAGCAAGGCUGUCGUGUUCGUCAUGGCGUCCUACGGUGAGGGCGAGCCAACCGACAAUGCAGAGGCGAUGAUGGAAUUCCUCCUGGAUGAAGAUGUCCAGUUCAGCCAUGGUGGUUCGCGUCUCGACAAUCUCAACUACGUCAUCUUUGGACUCGGCAACACGACAUACGCAAAGUACAAUGAAGUUGCGCGCAAGCUCGACGCCCGGCUGGAGGAACUUGGGGCCAACCGUAUCGGCGGCCGCGGUGAGGGCGACGAGAUUGCCGGCUCAGAGAAGGGAUACAUGGAAUGGAAGGAGAGGAUGUGGUCCGAGUUUGCCGAUCGCCUCGAACUUGAGGCAGGCGCAGGCGCAGAUAUUGCAGACUUUAGCGUCACCGAGAUCGGGCGCGAGACGGAUAACAACACGUAUCUUGGCGAGCUGUCCGAGCAUGCGCUCAAGGUAUCGACGGGUCGCGCACCUGCCCGUGGCAUCUUCGACGCCAAGAACCCGUACCCGUCUCCCGUGAUUGCGCGUGAACUGUUCGCUCUCGACGGCGAACGUAACUGCGUUCACCUCGAGUUUGAUAUUUCCGGCACAAACAUUUCGUAUUCUGCCGGCGACCACAUUGCCAUCUGGCCCUCCAACCCGGACAUGGCUGUCGAGCGUUUCCUCAGUGUCCUGGGUCUUGCCGACAAGCGCGAUGUCAUUGUCGACGUCAAAGCUCUCGACCCUACCCUCGCGGCGGUCCCAUUCCCGAACCCUUCCACAUACGAGGCCAUCUUCCGCAACUACCUUGAGCUCUCGGCGCUUGCGUCGCGCCAGACCCUCGCCACGCUCGCACAGUUCGCUCCUACUCCCCAAGCCCGCGCCAUUUUGGAGAGGUGGGGAUCCGACCCUGAAGUAUACGACCGCGAGGUCGACAAGGCUCGUCUCCGCCCCGCUGAGGCGUUGCAACUCGCCACUGGAAACGACCCUUCUAACCCUAAAGACGCGGCUGUGUGGCCCAUUCCCCUCGACCGUAUCAUCUCGCUCCUCCCACGCCAGAAACCGCGCUACUACUCCAUCUCGUCGUCGUCCAAAAUGUACCCGACCACUGUUCACGUCACGGCCGUCGUGCUGAAAUACCAAACUCCCGAGUCCAAGAUGCACGGCGACCAGCCUCGCUGGGUCUACGGCAUGGGCUCCAACUUCCUCCAGUCUGUCCAGGAGAAUCUGCGGUACGGCGACCUUGCUGGCGCCAACACGACUAUCCGUCUUGAGGGCAUGCCUACUCAAACGCCGACGUACCGCCUCAAGGGUCCGCGUGAUGCGCAUGUUCAAGGCAAUGUCUUGCGCGUUCCCAUCCACAUUCGUCGCUCGACAUUCCGCCUUCCUGCCAACACAAAGGUACCUGUGAUCAUGAUUGGUCCCGGCACAGGCGUCGCCCCGUUCCGCGGCUUUGUGCAGGAACGAGUGGCCAUGGCCCGCUCGGCCAAGCAGCGUAAGGGCGAUGCCGCCCUUGCCGACUGGGGAGACAUGUUCCUCUUCUACGGCUGUCGUCGGGAGGAUGAGGACUUUCUCUACCGUGACGAAUGGCCGCAAUACGCCGCCGAGCUCGAUGGAAAGCUCAAGAUCCACACGGCAUUCUCGCGCGGUCCGGAACGUAAGCCCGACGGUUCAAAGAUCUACGUCCAGGACCUUAUCUGGAAUGCGCGCGAUGCUCUCGUCCCCGCCAUCCUUCACCACGGCGCAUUCAUCUACAUCUGCGGCGACGCCAAGAGCAUGGCCAAGGAAGUCGAGCGAUGCCUGGCCCAGAUGCUGGCCGAUUACCGCGGCGGCACCCUCGAGGCCGAGGGAUACGAGGAGCUCAAAAACCUCAAGGACAAGAAGCGCUUCCAGACUGAUGUCUGGUCGUAG
Messenger RNA from Cutaneotrichosporon cavernicola, 2289 nucleotides. RefSeq lists its product as uncharacterized. Bases 1 to 2289 code for a protein of 762 amino acids. The record is from RefSeq and is a predicted model, not a curated record. Gene Ontology annotation, cellular component: cytosol. Lineage: Eukaryota; Fungi; Basidiomycota; Tremellomycetes; Trichosporonales; Trichosporonaceae. Gene Ontology annotation, molecular function: NADPH-hemoprotein reductase activity; flavin adenine dinucleotide binding; FMN binding. The transcript is spliced from 2 exons.